AUGAAUGUGAUUCGACUAUUGGAAAGAAGAGAAGAUGAUUUAAAUUUCCAAGCCGAAGAGGAAGACCUGUUGUAUGUAAAAGUAAUAGGGGAUGAUUUGAAUAAUUUAGUUCCAAAAAAUGGAGAUUAUUUUGCUAUCUAUAUUAUUUGGAUGGUUUGUGAAGAAAUAGAAACAACAACACCUUCAAACAUAUUUGAUUCAGGGAGAUUGUGAGAUGAAUCAACCGAUUUCUAUGUUGCAAUUAGAUGAUAGUACGGAUUUGGUACGUCUUUCGGCGGAUGAGGCUAUCGAACAAUCGACCGAUUUAUGGUAAAUUUUUUAUUUUGAAAAAGGGAGAGGAAAUGGCAGUUCUCAUUAUUUCAUUUAUUUUAAAUACUCAAUUGUUUCUUUCUAUUCUUUUUGAAGUUGUUUUAUCAAUUUUUAGGAAUAUAAGGGAACAAACUAAUGAAACCCCACUAACAAGCCGCAAAAUUGGUAGUAUUUUGAAAAUUAAUAUUUGGAGAUCUCAAUCGAAAAUCCAUCUGUCUUGGGAAGAUUCGUUUCGGAAGAAUGUGAAAUCGCGGAUUCGAGUGUUCGAAAAAACCGUUCGCGAUACGUUUCUAGUUAUUCCCGGUAGAAUGGUCAGUUUUCUGAACAUAUUUACAAUCAAAAAUGUGUGUUUUUCAGAAUUUGAUAGCUUUAUGUGAAGAUUCAUAUAUGAAAUAUCUUGCUGCUGGAACAAUUGAGAGAAAAAUGACAUGUGCAAUUUUCUUCGAAGAAAUUGAUGUGCCAUUUUUAAUCAAUAGUUGUGGACAUUGUGUUUGCAGUCGUUGUUAUUAUGUAUCAAACGAUAAGAUUUGUCCAAUAUGUAGACAAGGUCAGUGUUUGUUUAAUUAUUUUAAUUGAUAAAAUGAGCAAGUUUCAGAUGAGAACGAGCAACCAACUCUAGUCAAUUUUCGAGAUGGACCAUGUCCAAUUGAUUUAUGUUCGACUAAUAACAUUUCAAAUGGUGUAGUAUUGCAACCAUGCGGGUGAGUUUUGAAGAAUGAACAUUUUCCAUGAAAAAUACAGAAUUUCGAUUGAAAAAAUUUGGAAAUACGAAUUUAAAAUAUUAAAAAUUUUAAUACCAAUUUCAAACACCAAAAGUUUCAAAUUUUGAGAAAUUUGGUUCAGAAAAGUCUUCAACUUUUUCCAGUUGUCACAUUCCAUGCAGUUAUUUACAUUCUCAAGUUGUCCAGGACGAUGAUCAAACCGAGAUUCUCAAAACCUUCAGCCGCUGUCCUUAUAAUGCGUGUCGACAAAAAAUUCAAAAAUUGCUCAAGAUUUUUGCCUAA
Caenorhabditis angaria is the source of this 1313-nucleotide messenger RNA. The record is from the annotation of a GenBank genome assembly. NCBI's taxonomy places the organism in Eukaryota, Metazoa, Nematoda, Chromadorea, Rhabditida, Rhabditidae.